AUGGCGCCCGCUCGCGCGAGCUCGUCGCGGGCCACAGUGUCCGAGCGCCUGGUGUUGAUCCCAGCCAUCAACAAGAACAGCACGACUGGCUACAAGUGCGUGGCCUACAGCCGCCGCGAUAAGAAGUUCCAGGCGCAGGCGCAGAAUGGCGGCAAGCGUGUCUAUCUCGGCUCCUUCGACACCGCCGAAGAGGCGGCCUCCGCCUACGCUCGCUCAGAGUACGGCCGCGCCGACGCUGCCAAGCUGCUGCAGCCUCGCCCGGCUCCCACUGCCGCUGGCGCCGAGGCGAUACGGCAGGCGGAGAGGGAGGGCCUCACGCUGGCCACGAGCAGCAGCAGCAACACAGGCUACAAGGGUGUGUGCUACCGCAAGGAGACAGGCAGCAAGAAGUACCAGCUGCAGGUGGCGAGUGGCGGCAAGCAAGUCAGCCUCGGCUGGUUCGCAACCGCCGAGCAGGCGGCGCUCUUCUACGCUCGCAGGGAGGCGGGCAGGGACACCAGCGAUCUCACCGCGCCGCCGCCGCCGCCGCCACCACCCGAGCCUUCCACUGCUGCUGGCGCCGAGGCGGUCCGGCAGGCGGGGAGGGAGGGCCUGACUCUGACUACGAGCAGCAAAAGCAACAGCGGCUACAAAGGCGUGACCUUCUACCCGAAGGAGCGAGGCAGCAAGAAGUACAAGCUGCAUGUGUGGGUUGGCAGUAAGCUGCUCCACCUCGGCCUCUUUGCCACCGCCGAGCAGGCGGCGCUCUUCUACGCCCGCAGGGAGGCGGGCAGGGACAUGGCAGUGCUCUACCCGCCGCCGCCGCCACCGCCGCCGCCACCCGCGCCUUCCUCUGCCGCUGGCGCCGAGGCGAUACGGCAGGCGGAGAGGGAGGGCCUGACUCUGGCUACGAGCAACAGCAGCAACAGUGGCUACAACGGCGUGACCCUCUACCCGAAGCAGCAAGGCAGCAAGAAGUACAAGCUGUCAGUGAGGGUUGGAGGCCGGCAAGUCAGCCUAGGCUGGUACGCCGCCGCCGAGGAGGCGGCGCUGGCGCGUGCGCGGCACCUGUGGGACACCACCGUCCGCCUGCUCGAGCCGCAGCCGCAGCAAGCACCGCCGCAAGGCGCAGCAGGGCCGUCCGAGGCCAGCUACGAGGAGGAGGAGGACGGCUUCGAUCCAACGGACAUCGCCGAGGCGGUGGCUCUCUCGCUGCUUCCCGAUCCGCCUUCCGCGAGCGAGCAGAGGGCGGCGAGGUGGCAGGCGCGCGCAGCAGAGCAGGCGGCGAGGGCGGAUGCUGCGGCGACGGCGGCGGCGCAGGCGGCGGCGGAGGCUGCCCCGCCAUGGGACGACGAGGUGGAGGUGGAGGCAGAGCAGGAGAGCGAUAGCGAGGACGAGUCGGAGAUGGAGGUGGAGGCCGCCGCAGCAGCAAGGGUGGCGCCGGCUCCAGCAGCAGAGGAGCCACCUCAGUGCGCCAUUUGCUUGGACGACCUCGGCGCACACCCCGAGGCGCGUCUGCAGCCUCGCGACCCAAACGGCUGGGGCGCCACGCGCUGCUGCAAGAGCCUCUUUCACUACCAUUGCUUGCACGCUUGGCUCAGCGACAACAGCGAGGUCGAGACGAGCCGUGGCAUGGAGCCGAUCAACACGACCUGCCCUUGCUGCCGAGGCUUCGUAUCAAAGUCGGCGUCGCGCAUGCUGGCCUAG
Molecule: messenger RNA, 1686 nt
Organism: Emiliania huxleyi CCMP1516
Lineage: Eukaryota; Haptophyta; Isochrysidales; Noelaerhabdaceae
Exons: 1
Coding region: 1-1686 (561 amino acids)
Biological process (GO): actin filament polymerization; regulation of DNA-templated transcription
Cellular component (GO): actin filament; cytoplasm
Molecular function (GO): actin binding; DNA-binding transcription factor activity; DNA binding
Source: RefSeq, a predicted model, not a curated record